GUCGCACUAUUGCUAAAAAUUUGGGAUGUAGUAAAGCAGCUGUUUAUAAUACACUUAAACGCCUUCGUCAAACUGAGCCUAAAGCUUUUGUUCAAGAAAAUGGUGAAAAUCUUGGACUUAGUACUCAUAUUCCUCGUUACAAACCUGCAAUAACAGAAGCACAUUGUCAAAUUCAUCUUGAAUGA
Messenger RNA from Funneliformis geosporum, 185 nucleotides. The record is from the annotation of a GenBank genome assembly. NCBI's taxonomy places the organism in Eukaryota, Fungi, Glomeromycota, Glomeromycetes, Glomerales, Glomeraceae.